Messenger RNA from Lactuca virosa, 1773 nucleotides. NCBI's taxonomy places the organism in Eukaryota, Viridiplantae, Streptophyta, Magnoliopsida, Asterales, Asteraceae. The record is from the annotation of a GenBank genome assembly.
ACCCAACCCAAACCAAUCCGAUUGUUUACAAAUCCCUUUGAAAAAUACCAACAUUAUGUGAUGAUAAUAACACACACCAAGGAGACAACUCCACUGAAUACCACUUAUAUCUCCGGCAACUCUUUUUUCAUUUUCCGGCCACUCCUUUAUCCUUUUCCGGCGUCUCUUCUUUUACCAACUCCGUCAUGCGUAGAGAUGGAUACGGCAAGCUAGUGGUGGCGCUCUUCCUUGCCGCAACCACCACCGGGGCCGUGUUGGCCGCCAUUAAACAUCGUCGCCGGAAAAACUCAAGGUCAUUGAAGCCUGAAAUUGUCGGAUCCAGCCAUUUUAGAAGGGUUGAAAAGUUUUCCAACUAUGUUGCAAGGCAACUUGGAUUCAAAGAUGGAACCGAGUGUCCCGAAUUAUGUAAAUUGACUUCGGAUUAUGUGAGAGGCUCAAAAGGGUUUAAAGAUGGCCUUUACGUGUAUUUUUCAAACGAAAAGGAUGUAGACUCACUUUGUGAAAAACUUGAAGAAGAACUUGAAAGAUGCGUUCUUGGCUAUUUUGCUUUCAAUUGGAGCCAAACUUCUAUUGUGAUCAAUCAGGUGUUGAGCGAUGGAUCUGAUGAGAGGAAGCUUAAAAACAUGGUGUUGACAGCAACGAGAAAACAAAGAUUUGAAAAAAUUACAAAGGACUUGAGAGUAACAAGAGCAUUCUCAACAAUCAUGGAGGAAAUGAAAGUGAUCGGAACUAAAACCCCAAAAAAGGGCGAUGGCAGCAAUGAUGCCUUUGCCUCCACAGAGAUGAAUGGGCCGGAGGUUCACGGAGUCAGAAGCCCGGUGAUUCUUUUCAUGGGUGGUGGAAUGGGUGCUGGAAAAAGCACUGUUCUCAAAGAAAUUCUUAAAGAAGGAUUUUGGUCGGAGGCAGCAACAAAUGCGGUGGUGGUGGAGGCCGAUGCCUUCAAGGAGAGGGACGUAAUUUACAAAGCCCUUAACUUAAAGGGCCAUCACAAUGACAUGCUUCCAACCGCUGAAUUGGUGCAUCAAAUGUCCACAGACGCAGCUUCGUCAGUAUUAGUAACAGCAUUAAACGAUGGGAGAGAUGUGAUCAUGGAUGGGACAUUGGCAUGGGAACCAUUUUUUGAGCAAACAGUUGCUAUGGUAAGAAACAUUCAUAAUCAACGUUAUCGAAUGGGUAUCGGCUACAAGGUCUCAGAAGAUGGAACAAUUAACGAGAAUUAUUGGGAAAAAGUCGAAGAUGAUGAUGAAGAAGAAGAAUUUAUACCGAAGAAGACAUAUAGAAUUGAGUUGGUUGGUGUGGUUUGUGAUCCUUUUUUAGCAGUCACAAGAGGCAUUAGGAGGGCAAUAGCAGUGAAAAGAGCAGUGAGGGUGAAUUCACAACUGAAAUCACACAAGAGAUUUGCAAAUGCAUUUCUAAAGUAUUGCAAUCUUGUGGACAGUGCAAAGCUCUAUUGCACCAAUGGAAUUGGAGCGCCUCCAAAGCCGAUCGAAUGGAAAGGUGUCGAUUGCAAUCUAAUGGAGGAUGAUCCUGAUCAAAUUAAAUGUUUGGAGUGUUUGAACAUAUUAAAAGAUAUCAAUGAUGAAGCAGAUUCCAUCAACGAGCUUUAUGCAGACCCUAAAAUGUUAACAAAUUCGGAUUCUGUAUGGAAUAAACUUGUCAUGAUACCGACAAGAACAGAUCUUCAACGUGAUUUGAAAAUUGUGAUAGAGAGAAUUGAAAUGUCAAAAUCAUGGCUUUAAUGUAUGAGGCGAUAAUGUGGAUUUCCUUGUAUUU